This is a messenger RNA of Zeugodacus cucurbitae (melon fly), 2719 nucleotides long. RefSeq names its product zinc finger protein 37-like. The transcript has 4 exons. Gene Ontology annotation, molecular function: RNA polymerase II cis-regulatory region sequence-specific DNA binding; DNA-binding transcription factor activity. The coding region runs from base 132 to 2087 and encodes 651 amino acids. Gene Ontology annotation, biological process: regulation of transcription by RNA polymerase II. The record is from RefSeq and is a predicted model, not a curated record. NCBI's taxonomy places the organism in Eukaryota, Metazoa, Arthropoda, Insecta, Diptera, Tephritidae.
CGAUUUAUUAUUCAUAUUCCUAGCAAAGAGUUUUGAUUUGGAUGAUAAUAACAUCCGUGUUUUUAUUUAGAAAUAGUAGGAUAAGAAAUAUUGGACACUAUUGUAUUUAAAAGUUGGAUCAAAAGUGCAUAAUGGCGUUGGGUUUUGAAAAGCAAAUAAUUGAAUGUAGUAAACUAAAGAAAUGUGGAGAAAUAACUACAAUGCUGUCAGUGGGAAAGAAAGAAUUUUUCUUAAACUGCGAAUUUUGUGAUUAUUCCUUUUUGCAACUGGAGAAUUUCAUGCAACACAUCUGUGAAGAUCACUUAGUCGAAAUAAAUCAACCAAAACUAGAGGAAGAGGAAAAUGAAAUUGAUCACUACGAUGAAGAAAUCGAAGACUUGGAAACAAGUAUGAAUUCGGCUAGAAAUUCAGAGGAUGCGGAUGAAAAUGAAUAUAAUAUGAGAGACUUUGAGAGAGUUGAAAUAGAACUGGACACAACCGAUAUUAAGCGCUCUAUUGACAUCAAAGAAGAAAUAGUUCCAAAAGAAUUCAUUAGCGAAGACAGUAUGGAAAAUGAUAACUUUGAAACUAAUGAAUGUCGUGAGAUGUCAGAGCAUGAAUAUGAAACUAGCAGUGAAUUAGAUUAUGAAGAAACUUAUAAUUUCGAAGAAAGCGAUACCAAGACGCACGAGAACAAUACAAAAAUGAAAACUAAUAAUUGUGAAGAAAAACGAAACUUUAUUAUAGAACUUAUAGAAGUAUAUCAUUCAUGUAGAGCACUGUGGGACUCAAAAUGCGAAGAUUAUACUGACCGAUUGGUACGCAGCCAACAAUAUGAAAUCUUACUUGCAAAGUAUAAAGAAAAAUAUCCAAAUGCUACAAAAGAUGACGUAAGGCAAAAGAUCUUUAGAUUGCGUACAACUUUUCGACGAGAAUCAAAACGAAUAUCGGCCUUUGAGAAAUCAACUCUUUACUAUUUUGAUGCAAUGGCAUUUUUGUUGGACAACGAAAAGCGUAAGGAGUAUCUUGAAAGGAGAGCUUUAGAAAGAUCAGAGCUUCAUCUUAGAGAAAUGACCAAGAAGACGCCACCUCCAGAAACCCUUUUGAAUGACGAUCAAUUUAUUACACUUGCUAAAAUAUACCAGAGAUAUCCUAGCCUUUGGGAUGAAAAUGACAUAGCGUAUCGAUUCAGUAACCGACGUCGCGAAGCUUCAAAGGCUGUUCAUGAUGAAUUUAAGAGUGAAACUGGUUUUGAUAUAGAAAAGCAGGAAUUGGAAAGAGAAAUUCUACGGUUACGAAAAACAUGCUCCAUUGAAAAGAAAGAAAAGAUAAUGUGCAAACAAAAGAACAUAGAGUAUAAGCCAAUAUGUCCUUAUUACGAACACAUUACAUUCCUUGAAGUGGAUGUCAAUCCAUUUGAAUGUACAAUAUGUGGAAAAGUACUUAACGGUUCGGGUCUAUUCAAAGUACAUUUAGCGUCUCAUGAUGGUUCGCUGCCAUUUAAAUGUCAUAUUUGCGGACAUGGUUUUAAGUUAGCCACAAAUUUAACUGUACAUUUACGAAGGCAUGUGCAUGAUUACACUUAUAGUUGUCAAAUAUGUAAUAAGCCCUGUGCAACGACCACAGAAUUAAAAGUGCACAUGCGUUUUCAUACCGGUGAAAGACCCUAUGUUUGUGACAUAUGUGGUAAUAAAUUCCAAACAGCAUCAAAGUUCAAUACACAUAUGCGACGUCAUGAAAACCGACCGCGUCACAGGUGUGAAGUAUGCGCAAAAGGUUUCUACACUAAAGGCUUAUAUAGAGAACACAUGGCCGUUCAUCGAGCUACAAGAGACCAAAUAUGCGAUAUAUGCAACAAAGGAUUCAAAAGUCCCAUGCAGUUACGACAACACAAACGUAUACAUGACGCUGAAAAGAAAUACUUGUGUAAAAUUUGUGGAAAACGCUUUGCCCAAUAUGCUGGCCUUAGUGGGCAUAUGAAGUCACAUGGCACAAAGUUAACAGCGAAAAAAACUCCAGAGGAAUUAAAUGAAUUUUCAGAAGUUUUCUUCGGUGAAAAUUCGGGCAGUACGAAGAGUCAAGAUACGUACGGACUUAAUGAUGUAUAAUUCUAAAAAGUUAUUAGAUUAUCUGCCCCAUGUGCAUAAAGAAUAGUAUGUAAUCGAUACAUAAGAAAUAUAAGCUAUAAUUCAGGCAUACAUUGAAAAUAUUGUUUCAAAACUGUUAAGCAUUCACAUUUUGUUAACAAAAAUUUGCGUUUUGCUAAUUGAAAGUAUGAAUAGUUUUUUUCUAAAAAAAUUAAUUUAAGAAUUAUUUGUAAGCAUUUUAUUUUCACAAAAUACAAAGGCAUGUAAUUUCUCUGCGAAAAAAUAAACUUUUUAUGCAUUCGCAGGUACUUUUUUAAUUAUACAGUCAAACUUCCAUAACUCGAAGUUCUCCAUAAAUCGAACUCUUAAAUUGGCAAUAGAAGUCAAAUUUCAUAGGAAUUACCUUCCAUAACUCAAAGUUUCUCUAACUCGAUUUUUUUUGGGAUUUGGGAUUCACCAUCGAAUAGAAAUUCUGAAAUAAUCGGUGUUACACACAACCGUUAUGUGAACAAAACUAUAAUAUUCUCUUUAGCAACUUUGUUGCGAGAGUAUAAUAUUAAGUUACAAAUUGCUGCGGAAUAUAGACGGAAAUCUGCAAAAGCUUCUCAAUAGAUGUUCAAAUAAAUUGUCUAAUAAUCACACAAUUUAGGUAU